AGGCGCACGCGAGACGGCGGGGUCUAGAGGACCCUGCGCGCGGGCCGGAGGCUGCGCGGGGGCUGCUGGGAGGGCGGCCGCAAUGUCGUCGGCUCAGCGGGCUAGGGUGCUGCGGUGCUUCCGCUGUCGCCUCUUCCAAGCACACCAGGAGAAAAAGAGUCUCAAGUGGACAUGCAAAGCUUGUGGAGAGAAGCAGUCAUUUUUGCAGACUUAUGGUGAGGGCUCUGGUGCUGACUGUAGAUGCCAUGUCCAAAAAUUAAAUCUGCUGCAGGGACAGAUUUCAGAGAUAUCACUCAGGUUUCUGGAAGAGCCUGUAAAUGUUGAUGAGGAAAAUUCAGGGCCUGGGAAUGCUGAGCAUGAGAGUGUGCAGGAAAAACCUCAGUCCUCAGAGAACCGCUGGCUGAAGUAUCUGGAAAGAGACUCAAAAGAACUGGGAAUGGAAGAAGGAGUGUGUUUCAAGAGACAGUCUUUAUCUGGGACAGAGACGCCAGACCCUCCCUUCAACACAGGCCUGCCUAGAAAAAGGAAAUGGAGCCAGAGCACAGUCCAGCCUUCACACAGCCCAGAUGUCCAGAACGUGAGUGACUCUGAGGUUACCUUGGAGCCCCAGAAGGACCAUGCUGGCCUGGCAGGGAAGGUCAGAGAAGAUGGCAGUCACCAGAACAGGGGCACCAGGGAGCUUGCUGUUCCUCAGGGGGGUCCUCCACGUCCAGCCCCACAGGUCAGGGCCGUAUCUUCCAAGUCUGAACAAUUUCUUCUGCCGCCUGGAAAUGGCCCCCGUGUGGACACAGGGCUCCCAGGAACCCUGGCAAAAAACCCUAGGCCAUCCAGGGCAGCACUGGCUGAGCAGGGGACCCUCUGGGCCCAGACCGUGAGCAAAGGGUGCCCCGGCAGGCCCUGCAGUACACCCAAGCUUCCCUGGGCACCCCCCACACUCCUGUCCAGGUCCCAGAGGCCCUGCCUAAAGACCUCCAAACAGCCCUGGGACACUGGUCCUCUGGCAAAGGGUAGACCCUUGGUCACAGGAGGGCAGGAGCCCCCACUUGUGCGGCUGUGUGACCUCUUUAAAACUGGUGAGGACUUUGAGGAUGACCUGUGAGCUGGAAUUAGAAUGUUACCAACACAGGCACAAGUUACAUGAGCCCUGCUCCAUUAGGCGCCUCGGCCACUGAAAAGGGGCUCCCAGAUUAGCUUUUAAAUGGGACUGGGGGUGGGGGGCACCUGGAUGGCUCAGGAGGCUAAGCAUCUGCAUCACAAUCCUGGGGUCCUGGGAUCAGCUGCUGAGCAGGGAGCCUGCUUUUCCCUCUGCCCCCUCGCUUCCCCCUGCUCAUGCUCUCUCUAGCUCACACUCUCAAAUAAAAUCUUUUU
This is a messenger RNA of Canis lupus familiaris (dog), 1368 nucleotides long. RefSeq names its product MRN complex interacting protein (gene MRNIP). Gene Ontology annotation, molecular function: chromatin binding. Gene Ontology annotation, cellular component: nucleus. The transcript is spliced from 7 exons. Gene Ontology annotation, biological process: mitotic G2 DNA damage checkpoint signaling. Lineage: Eukaryota; Metazoa; Chordata; Mammalia; Carnivora; Canidae. Bases 83 to 1099 code for a protein of 338 amino acids. The record is from RefSeq and is a predicted model, not a curated record.